UCUUCAAAAGGCAACAAUGGGGGUCCAGAUGCUGUCUACCAAGCUGAUAAAACCAUCAUCUCCAACGCCAUCCCACCUCCGGACCUUGAAACUAUCCCCUAUUGACCAACUAUUUACAUAUACAGCCAAGCCGUCUACUAGUUAUCACUACUCUGCCGACAGCAGCAGCAGCAGCAGCAGCAGAAGUGAAGAUGUUGAAAGACGAGCCCGCUUGGAGACAUCACUGUCAGAGACCCUAACUCGUUUUUACCCGCUAGCCGGAAGAUACAUCAAAGAUGGUCACUCGGUUGAUUGUAACGACGAAGGGGCUGAGUAUUUGGAGGCCAAAGUAGAGGGCCAACUCAGUCAACUUCUAAGCAGGAGAGAUGAGAUGAUCUACCAACUGGUUCAUUUAUCAGGUGGACAAUCAACAAGUCCCAUAGCAUCGAUUCAGAUCACCAGGUUUGAUUGCGGAGGACUAGUCAUUGGAGUUCGCAUUCAUCACAUCGUUACUGAUGGAUUCACUGCGGCUAGCUUUGUCACCGCUUGGGCUACUGCAAGCAGAGAAGGCGUAGGUAAAUUAAUUUUUCCUACUUUCGGCUUGACUUCUUUCUUCCCGGAGAAUGAUUUACCUAUACUGAAGCCAAGGCCUCCCCCGAAAAUUUCUGAAACGAAUAAGGUCGUGACCAGGAGGUUUGUGUUUGAUGGGGCCAAAAUAUCGUCCCUCAAGGCCAGAGCUCAUGACCCCAGGUUCCAAAGGGAGCCUUCACGGGUGGCGGUGGUGACAGCCCUGAUAUGGAGAGCUCUCAUGGGUGUAAGCAAGGCAAAACAUGGACGCUUGAGGACUUCUCUAGCCUCCCAUAGCAUAAACUUGCGGCCAAAAAUCGUCCCACCAUUACCGCCCUUGUGCUGUGGAAACCUCACUACAAGGUAUAAAGCCAGAUUCAUGGCGGACGAUAGCAACGGGGAGUUGCCUGAUUUGAAGGAGUUGGUGGGUUUACUAAGAGAUGCCACAAAAUCCAAUGCAGCAAUGCCUCGCGAGGAUAUGUACUCGACGGUGAUAAAAUCCAGGAAUGAGUUACACGAAGAUAUGGAGGACGAAGAAGUAGAUGUGUUUCUGUUCAGUAGCUGGAGUAGGCUGUCUUUCCACGAAGCUGAUUUUGGUUGGGGGAAGCCUGUUUGGGUGAGUAAAAUUCAUUUUCCUGCUGACCAAAUUUUUCUGUUGGACGGUGAAGGUGGUGAUGGCAUUGACGCAUGGGUGGGGCUGAACCAACAAGACAUGCUUCAGCUCCAGCAAGAUGGCGACAUUUUGGCCUUCACUUGCUCUGUCUAGUUUUCCAUCUUGCUCUCCCUCUUUGUUUUAGGCGUGCGUUGUGCUUGUUUUCCAAGUUGUCUAGAUUUUGGGUGGAUGGAUCCGUGGUGUUUGGCUUUCCAUUUGAAAUAAGAAUAAAUAUGAUUUGAAUAUUAUUAAUUUAA
This is a messenger RNA of Vitis riparia (riverbank grape), 1455 nucleotides long. RefSeq names its product stemmadenine O-acetyltransferase-like. Lineage: Eukaryota; Viridiplantae; Streptophyta; Magnoliopsida; Vitales; Vitaceae. The transcript is spliced from 2 exons. The record is from RefSeq and is a predicted model, not a curated record. Bases 17 to 1312 code for a protein of 431 amino acids.